This is a messenger RNA of Aedes albopictus (Asian tiger mosquito), 3231 nucleotides long. RefSeq lists its product as uncharacterized. The transcript is spliced from 2 exons. NCBI's taxonomy places the organism in Eukaryota, Metazoa, Arthropoda, Insecta, Diptera, Culicidae. The coding region runs from base 1 to 3231 and encodes 1076 amino acids. The record is from RefSeq and is a predicted model, not a curated record.
AUGCCGGAAACAGACCGGAAUGACUGUAAGGUAUGCCGUAAGUCAAAUAACCUGGACAACAUGGUGUUCUGCCCGCGGUGUGAGGAGUGGUUUCACUACCAGUGCGCUGGAGUCAACGAAUCCGUUGUGGAUCGAAGCUGGGUAUGUGGGAAUUGUUCGAUUCUGCCACCAGUCGACCCGCCGGGACAAACGAGUACUCCGGUGAGUAGUAUAGCCAUCGGGCCAAUCCCGUCCUCCAUUAGCCAACCCGCGAGCAGCGUGCCGUCCAGAAUUUCAUUGCCAACCAUAGUUCCCGCCCCAGUGGAUGGACAAUCAAUUCUUACCGAGCAGGCUAGGGCGAGCCUCCAGUGGAUCCAGGAGCAGCGAGAGAUAUUAGAGCGAGAAAUGGAGGAGAAUUACAAGCAGGAAAUGGAGCGAAAACGCCUGGAAUUGAAGAAGCUGGCAAAUGAAGUGAUGAUGGGAAUAAUCGAUACUACGAAGGAUGGAUUAGCCAACAGUUUGGAAGACCAGCCGGGGGCAGCGGCGGCAGGUGUCAGCAAAGUGCAGAACUGGAUGCAACAAAUGGUCGGCGAGAUGAAGAACCUCUCGGUAGCCCAAUCAUUUGGAAGACCAGAGGUGCCAACGACGAGCGUGCCUAUGUUCGACAUCAGUUCUGUUCCGACAACCAAUUUGAGUGUGUUUGAUCCGACUUCGUCGUCAACGCUUCACGGAGUUCCGGACAGGUCAGCGGUUGCUCCUACGACAACGUAUCCAUCAGUUCAUCUCAGUUCAGCAGCAUUCAUUCAGUCACAAUUGAGUAACUCAGUGAAUCCCUCUCCCGUUCCAACCUCUUCAGCUCCUCCAGCCACGAUGGUACCGCCGCAAUUAGCAAGUGGUGCACAGUCUGAGUUCGAUACCUUCGGGAGACUGGCAACUGCACCCAGAGGACUGGCUAGUCGAGUGCCAAACAUAUCCGGGUUGGGAGUCAACAUUCCAACGAAUGUAGUGACAGCUUGUUCCGUGAUGCCAGCAGUGGGCUCUAAUUAUCCGGGGGUUUCAUUGUGUCCUGCUACUUCAGGGAUAGGUAACACAUUCUCACUCUCGACAAGACAGCCUCCCAAUUAUAUUGGACCGCUGCCCAAUGAGAGAGCUCCAGAGGUACAGUCUGUAGCUUUCCCAGCGUCUAGGCCAGGGGUGGCAUUGGAUGGGAGGAUGAUAAGCAGCGGACAAUUUUUCCAACAACAACCACUACCGGGGCUUGCAUCGAAUAUCGGAGUGGCCGGUGGAUUUCCGAACGUACAAAAUAACACUCCAGUACAGCCAAGGCUUUACGAUCCUGUGGGACAGCAUCUGGCUCCCACUCAACACCAAUUGAUGGCAAGACAGGUCAUGCCCAAGGACCUCCCUUCUUUCAGGGGGGAUCCUGAGGAUUGGCCGCUCUUCUAUAGCGCUUAUGUUAACUCGACAACGGCGUGUGGCUAUACCGAUGUUGAAAACUUGGCCAGACUGCAACGAGCGUUACAGGGAAGGGCGUUGGAAGUUGUCAAAAGUCGUUUGCUGCUUCCAGCGUGUGUACCACACGUCAUGAACACACUCUAUAUGCUGUUUGGGCGUCCUGAACUGAUAAUCCAGACAUUGUUGAAUAAAAUUCGCGAUGUCCCUCCGCCAAGAGCCGAUCGAUUAGAUACCCUGAUCUCCUUUGGGAUGGCCGUUCAGAAUUUGUGUGACCACUUGGAGGCGGCGGGGCAAUUGGCUCACUUAUGCAAUCCGACUCUGCUACAGGAAUUAGUGGAGAAGCUUCCAGCUCAACAGCGCUUGGAUUGGGCACUGUAUAAACGCCAGUUUGUUGCAGUUGACCUACGCGCGUUUGCCACCUAUAUGUCUACAUUGGUAGCGGCGGCCUCGGAAGUCACGGUGCUUGCGGACACCAAACAUUUGCGACCAGCCAAAGUGGGUUCAGCGAAAGAGAAGAAUUUUCUUAACGCGCAUUCAGUACCCGAGCCAGCGAAGAAGGAAGUUAAGGAGGAAUACAUCCCGAUGGUCCUGUGCUUGGCGUGCAACGGCGCUGGCCAUAAGGUCAAGGACUGUGCCGUCUUCAAGAAGUGGGGGCCUGAGAGCCGAUGGAAGACAGUUCAAGACCAUCAUCUGUGUCGGACGUGCUUGGGGAAACAUGGGCGUCGUCCGUGCAAAUCGCAGGCGUGCUGUGGCAUCGAAGGCUGUCAGCAGCGGCAUCACCAGCUGCUGCACACACAGUUUCAGAAACAGCAACAACCAGCCGAAUCAAAACCAAAGAAUCCAAGCAAAGGCCCUGUGGAAGGUGUGAACGCUCAUCAUACAGAGGAGAAAUCGACGCUGUUUCGAAUCCUUCCAGUAAGACUGUUCUGGAAAGGUAAAUCGGUGGAGACGUUCGCUUUCCUGGAUGAUGGAUCGUCCAUGACGCUAGUGGAGCAAUCGAUUGCGGAUCGCUUGGGAAUCAACGAUGGGGAAUCUCUACCUCUGUGUUUAACUUGGACCAGUGACGUGAACCGGCAGGUACCGAACUCCCAACGAGUUUCGCUGAAAAUCUCGGGUGCAGGGAAAGAGGAACAAUAUGCUUUGAUCGAUACCCGAACCGUUGGUAAUUUGAAGCUCCCAAUGCAAUCGUUGAAAUAUGAGGACCUGGCACGGCAGUACACCCACUUACGGGGAUUGCCAAUCAGAAGCUACGACUCAGUUGUACCAGGUAUUCUGAUCGGGUCCAAUAACGCUGGCCUUAUUGCAUCAUCGAAGCUGCGUGAGGGUCAAUUGGGUGAUCCAAUAGGAGCCAAGACGCGUCUAGGCUGGACCAUCUAUGGAUAUGCAGUCGACCGCGAGAUAGCACCAAACUUCAGCUUCCAUAUCUGUGAGUGCCACGAGGCACACAAGACGGAUCAAGAGCUUCACGACCUGGUCAAACAUCAUUUCUCUCUCGAAAAUGUGGGAGUGUCAGCAAGCCAAACUCCUGAGUCCGAUGAAGACAGGCGUGCUCGCCGAAUUUUGGAGGAGACGACGAAACGAACUUCACAAGGCUUUGAAACGGGUUUGCUGUGGCGAACCGAUUCGGUGGAUCUCCCGAACAGUUACCCCAUGGCGAUGCGCCGUCUGGAAUGCUUUGAACGGAGAAUGAACAAGGACCCGGAUUUGCAAGUCAGCGUGCACCGUCAGAUCAAAGAAUCCAAAGAAGGUUUGGUAUCUGCCAUUAGGAGUCGUGAAAAAUCCGAAGAAGCCGAAUAA